CUUCCCACUGCAGCCUGCGCUCUCAGUAACUCCGGACUCAGCCAGCAAACUCUGACGCGCCAGGCCUUCAAAAGCCCCGCAUGUCCCUCUCGCUGCGUCUCCAACGCCCCCUCUCAUCCACCGCUGCCGCCGUUCUUCGCAGUCGACGCGCAUUCAGAAACUCCGUGCCCCUCAGCGUCCGCCUCAUGUCUACCGAGAAACAGUACGAGUUCAUACUCACCUCGCGCCCCGCGGACGGUGUUGGCCUCAUCACGCUCAACCGCCCGAAGGCGCUUAACGCGCUCUCCACGCCCCUCUUUACGGAGCUCAACGACGCAGUCAAGGCUUUCGACGAUGACGACAGUGUGCGGGCGGUGGUUCUGACCGGGAGCGAGCGUGCCUUUGCUGCCGGAGCGGACAUCAAGGAGAUGAAGGACAAGCAGUUCUCGGAGGUCUUCAAGGGCAAGUUCCUUGAGAGCUGGAGUCUCCUCACUACCGUGCGCAAGCCCAUCAUCGCUGCUGUGAGCGGAUAUGCGCUCGGAGGCGGAUGUGAGCUCGCCCUCAUGUGCGACAUCAUCCUCGCGUCGCCCACUGCGGUCUUCGGCCAGCCCGAAAUCAGCAUUGGUGUGAUCCCCGGCGGCGGAGGCACCCAGCGCCUCGCGCACGCUAUUGGCAAGUCGCGCACGAUGGAGCUCGUGCUCACUGGUCGCAACUUCUCCGCGCAGGAGGCUGCUGCCUGGGGCGUCGUCUCGCGUGUAGUCGGCGAAGGCGAGGGCGUCGUCCUCAAGGAGGCGAUUGAGCUCGCGCAGGUCAUCGCGAGCAAGAGCGCCAUUGCCGUGCAGGCGGGCAAGGAGUCGGUCAACGCGGCGUACGAGCACACCCUGAACGAGGGUCUCCGGUACGAGCGUCGGGUGUUCCACUCGCUGUUCGCGACGAAGGACCAGAAGGAGGGUAUGGCCGCAUUUGCGGAGAAGAGGAAGCCGACCUGGUCCCACUCCUAGAGUGUCGCAGAGCUGGUCGUGAAUAAUGACGUGUACUUGUAGCG
Molecule: messenger RNA, 1024 nt
Organism: Trametes versicolor FP-101664 SS1
Lineage: Eukaryota; Fungi; Basidiomycota; Agaricomycetes; Polyporales; Polyporaceae
Product: enoyl-CoA hydratase
Exons: 6
Coding region: 81-980 (299 amino acids)
Biological process (GO): fatty acid beta-oxidation
Cellular component (GO): mitochondrion
Molecular function (GO): enoyl-CoA hydratase activity
Source: RefSeq, a predicted model, not a curated record